AUGGGGCGGAAGAUCUUUCCUUUCCGGCGGUGUCAGCGGAUGACACAGAACCUCCGUGCAGUGGUUGACGGGAUGCAGGAACUUGGAUACAGCACAACCCGCAGACGCCCAGGUCGGGCCCUGGAGAAGGUGCGCAGCCUUACUCGGCUGGCGGAAGAGGCGGGGGCAAGUGCUUGUCCCAAGCCCGCCCGGCGCCGGUGCUGCGCAUGCGUGCGCGCGUGCCCUCUUCGGUUAGGGAACGAGUCCCGAGAAAGGGAGGGGCCAGCCCUCCGCGCCGGAAGGGGGUUGGCUGGGCGGGGCCGGGAGGCGGUGGUAGCGGCUGCGCGCGCGCGCGCGGGUGCGAACGGGGAUCACCGCGAGGGCCGGGGCGGGCCGGGCGGUGGGGACGACGGACGGCGACGAUGGCCGCGGCCGGCGGUGGCCGCGGGCCUGGCCGUUUAUCGGCGGAAGGACGGUGGCCCGGCCAGCAAGUUUUGGGAGAGCCCGGAGACGGUGUCCCAGCUGGACUCGGUGCGGGUCUGGCUGGGGAAGCACUACAAGAAGUACGUUCAUGCGGAUGCUCCUACCAACAAAACGCUGGCUGGGCUGGUGGUCCAGCUUCUUCAGUUCCAGGAAGAUGCCUUUGGGAAGCACGUCACCAACCCGGCCUUCACCAAACUCCCGGCAAAAUGUUUCAUGGAUUUCAAAGCUGGAGGGACCUUGUGUCACAUUCUUGGGGCUGCUUACAAGUAUAAAAAUGAACAGGGAUGGCGUAGGUUUGAUUUACAGAAUCCAUCCCGAAUGGAUCGGAAUGUUGAAAUGUUUAUGAACAUUGAAAAAACAUUGGUGCAGAGCAAUUGUCUGACCAGACCCAACAUCUACCUCAUUCCAGACAUUGAUCUGAAGUUGGCUAACAAAUUGAAAGAUAUUAUCAAACGACAUCAGGGGACUUUCACUGAUGAGAAGUCAAAAGCUUCCCACCACAUUUAUCCAUAUCCUUCCUCACAAGAGGAUGAAGAAUGGUUGAGACCGGUGAUGAGAAAAGAUAAGCAGGUGUUAGUGCAUUGGGGGUUUUACCCAGACAGCUAUGACACUUGGGUCCAUAGUAAUGAUGUUGAUGCGGAAAUUGAAGAUCCACCAAUUCCAGAAAAGCCAUGGAAGGUUCAUGCAAAAUGGAUUUUGGACACUGAUGUUUUCAAUGAAUGGAUGAAUGAGGAGGAUUAUGAGGUGGACGAGAACAGGAAGCCUGUGAGCUUUCGUCAGCGGAUUUCAACAAAGAAUGAAGAGCCAGUCAGAAGUCCAGAGAGAAGAGAUAGGAAAGCAUCAGCUAAUGCUCGAAAGAGGAAACAUUCGCCUUCCCCUCCGCCUCCUACACCCACAGAAUCACGGAAGAAGAGUGGAAAGAAAGGCCAAGCUAGUCUUUAUGGGAAACGCAGAAGUCAGAAAGAGGAAGAUGAGCAAGAAGAUCUUACCAAGGACAUGGAAGACCCAACACCGGUACCCAACAUAGAGGAAGUGGUGCUUCCAAAAAAUGUGAACCCAAAGAAAGACAGUGAAAACACACCCGUUAAAGGAGGAACUGUCGCAGAUCUAGAUGAACAGGAUGAAGAAACAGUCACAACAGGAGGAAAGGAAGAUGAAGAUCCUAGCAAAGGUGAUCAGAGUCGCUCACUUGACCCUGGAGAAGAUAAUGUGACAGAGCAGACCAAUCACAUUAUUAUUCCUAGUUAUGCAUCAUGGUUUGAUUAUAACUGUAUUCACGUGAUUGAACGGCGCGCUCUUCCUGAGUUCUUCAAUGGAAAAAACAAAUCCAAGACUCCAGAAAUAUACUUGGCAUAUCGAAAUUUUAUGAUUGACACAUAUCGCCUAAACCCCCAAGAGUAUUUAACCAGCACUGCUUGUCGGAGGAACUUGACCGGAGACGUGUGUGCUGUGAUGAGGGUUCAUGCCUUUUUGGAGCAGUGGGGACUUGUUAAUUACCAAGUGGAUCCAGAAAGUCGACCCAUGGCAAUGGGACCUCCUCCUACUCCUCAUUUUAAUGUAUUAGCUGAUACCCCCUCUGGGCUUGUGCCUCUACAUCUUCGAUCACCUCAGGUCCCUGCUGCUCAGCAGAUGUUAAAUUUUCCUGAGAAGAACAAGGAAAAACCAAUUGACUUGCAGAACUUUGGUCUUCGAACUGACAUUUACUCCAAGAAAACCUUAGCAAAGAGUAAAGGUGCUAGUGCUGGAAGAGAAUGGACUGAACAGGAGACCCUUCUGCUCCUGGAGGCCCUGGAGAUGUACAAGGAUGAUUGGAACAAAGUAUCUGAGCAUGUUGGCAGUCGUACCCAGGAUGAAUGCAUCCUCCACUUUCUGAGGCUUCCUAUUGAGGAUCCAUACCUUGAGAAUUCGGAUGCUUCCCUGGGCCCCUUGGCCUACCAGCCUGUCCCUUUCAGUCAGUCAGGAAACCCAGUCAUGAGCACUGUUGCUUUUUUGGCAUCUGUGGUGGAUCCUCGUGUGGCAUCUGCCGCGGCAAAAGCAGCUUUGGAGGAGUUUUCUCGGGUCCGAGAGGAGGUACCACUGGAAUUGGUCGAAGCUCACGUCAAGAAAGUACAAGAAGCAGCACGAGCCUCUGGGAAAGUAGAUCCCACCUAUGGCCUGGAGAGCAGCUGCAUUGCAGGCACGGGACCUGAUGAGCCAGAGAAACUUGAAGGGGCUGAAGAGGAAAAAAUGGAAACAGAUACUGAUGGUCAGCAGCCUGAAAAGGCAGAAAACAAAGGGGAAAAUGAAACAGACGAAGGUGAGAAAGCACAAGACGGAGAAAAUGAAAAAAAUAGUGAGAAGGAGCAGGACAGUGAAGUUAGUGAGGAUACCAAAUCAGAAGAAAAGGAAACUGAAGAGAACAAGGAACUCACUGAUUCUUGUAAAGAAAGAGAAAGUGAUCUCGGGAAGAAGAAAGUAGAACACGAAAUUUCCGAAGGAAAUGUGGCCACGGCCGCAGCAGCUGCUCUCGCCUCAGCUGCAACCAAAGCCAAGCACCUGGCUGCCGUGGAAGAGAGAAAGAUCAAGUCUCUGGUGGCCCUGCUGGUUGAGACACAAAUGAAGAAACUGGAGAUCAAACUUCGACAUUUUGAGGAGCUGGAAACUAUCAUGGACAGAGAGAAGGAGGCUUUAGAACAACAGAGGCAGCAGUUGCUUACGGAACGCCAGAACUUCCACAUGGAACAGCUGAAAUAUGCCGAAUUGCGAGCCCGACAGCAAAUGGAACAGCAGCAGCAUGGGCAAAACCCGCAGCAGGCACACCAGCACUCCGGAGGACCUGGCCUGGCGCCACUUGGAGCAGCAGGGCACCCCGGCAUGAUGCCUCAUCAGCAGCCCCCUCCCUACCCCCUGAUGCACCACCAGAUGCCACCACCUCAUCCACCCCAGCCAGGUCAGAUACCAGGUCCAGGUUCCAUGAUCCCUGGGCAGCCCAUGCCAGGCCGCAUGAUUCCCACCGUUGCAGCCAACAUCCACCCCCCUGGGAGUGGCCCAGCCCCUCCUGGUAUGCCUCCAAUGCCAGGAAACAUCUUAGGACCCCGGGUUCCCCUCACGGCACCUAAUGGCAUGUAUGCCCCUCCACCGCAGCCGCCGCCGCCGCCUCCGCCACCCACAGAUGGAGCCCCUCCGCCUCCUGCUCCAGGCCCGCCAGCCUCGGCCGCCCCCUAGCCUGGAAGAUGCAGGCAGCGUCCACGCCCAGCGCGAGCAGCUGCAGGGGGGAUGACGAGACUGGUGUUCCUCGGCUUCCUUGGGUUUCUUUUAGGAUUUUUCUUCUCGCAGCCCCAAGCACGCAUCCCAUAUCUCCCCGUUCCUCUUGGCAGCCCUCUCCAUGCUCUGACACGGCCUGCGUUAGGUCCUUUGCCAGCACGCCAGGGGAAGCCUGUGGGGACCGUGUGUCCUGGUCAUCCUCAUGGUAGCCUGCAUCCCCCUGUCCUGCUGUGGGGGAUACUGACAGUUUUCCUGCAGGUCCUGUCAGCAUGAGAAGUUUAUGUCUGUUGUUCCAGUGCUCUCCCGCCGUGUUUGGCUUUGUCUGAUGCUUACGUGGCUAAUGCUUUAAUAAUCAUUAUGUUUUAUUUUUUUUUUCUUCUGUCAUUGUUGCUUUAAAUGAGAGCAUCCUAAGUUCAUAGGAACCAAAAAAAAAAAAAAAAAAUGGUGAUGGGCAGAGGGAAUAGCCAGAGGGGACAAACCUAAAGGCAUAAUAAGUGACCUUAUUUCUGCUAAUCUGAGCUAAGAUUGGUGCUGAUGGUGAAGUUUCGUGAGACUUUUGCCCCACAUUGAUGCACCAAAAUUCAAAGAGAUGGGGAUGGGGCGGGACCCUUCUGACUUUAUUCCUGGUGAGGACUGUGAGGACCUCCCCGCUGCGUGGCCCCUUUAGUACCUGGUAGGGGAGCACACAAGCAUUAGAGCAGACCCUCUCCUUCCCCGGGCCCACUGGUUUUGGCUUUCUAUGCAGAUGGUUUGUUGGAUUAGGGGUGGGAUUUGGGGAGGCGUUCCUUCAUUCCCUAGACUAGCCAGGAACAUUUGAGUCUAGGGCGAUGACUGCCCACUGAGUCUAGUCCACUAGUCACUGCUUUGUACUCCUUCUUUUUUCCCCUCUCUUUAAAAAAAACCUUUAAAAAGGAAAAAAAAAAAAAAGUAAGUAGAUAGUGCUAAACAUUUUAGCUCAUGGAACUUGGUUAGGAUGGCUGGGGGUUCAAGUCCCCAAACUACCUCUUGCAAUCCAGGGUGAGUGGGGUUUAGUGAAGCGGUACUUUAGGUUUGGGACGGAAUUGGAGAAGUGGGGCAGGAUCAAGGGCCUCUCGUCCCUUCUCCCUUCCCUUUCUGAGUUCUCACAUUCCAUCUGUCGCAGGGUUGUCAGGGAGAUGCUGGGGGUCCCAAGGCACUCAGUUGGCAAUCAGAGCGUCAUGCUUUGAGGGGUGGGGUGCUCAGACUGAGAGAUCGGAACGCCAUUCCAGAGCAGGAGCCACAGAAAUGCCUUAACUCGAGCCCAUUUCUACCCCUGCUGAUGAAUUACUUGAGAGUUCUUGGUUUUUUCUUCUUGUCCUUCUUCCCUCCCCUUUGUCCUUCCAUGGACGGGGGAAGGGUGUGUUUGGUGGAUCUUGAUUUCCAAAGCACCUGGCCUCUUCGUGUCACAUUCCCAAGUGGCAGUUUCAUUAUUUAGAAUGCAAAGUGGAGCACCUUUUGGAUAUCUUUUUCUAUAUAUUCUGUAAAGCUUUACAUACGAGAGGGUGUACAGAGGUGUUUGUAAAACAUCUCAGAACUUUUUUCCUUAGUAUCAGAACGCAAAAAAAUAAAUAAAACCACAAUUAAGAUUUGCCUUUCAAACCCUCAGGUGUUGCCUCUAACCAGGUGGCCCUGGUCACCAUCCGAGUACUGGAACCAAGGAGACCUUGUUCCUUUUGUGUGUUUGUUCUGGACUCUUGGAGUGGAAAUGAGCUUGUUCCUGCUGGAGUUUAGUUCCAAUGCAUUUGCCUCCAGAAAGAUCCCAGUGCCUUUUGACAAUGGCCAGGGUGUUCCCUACUUCCCGCCAGUCUUUCCCAAAGGAAACUCAUUCCAAAUACUUACCUUUUCCCCUGGGGUCUUAGAAGGAAAAUGGAAUUCUGGUUCAUACUGUGGUCCCUUGUAACCUCAGGUCUUUAAUGUGAUCACUUUCAAAUUUAAAAGAUCCAGGUGGAAAUAUUUUUACUAUGCUGGUAACAAUUCUACAGAGUACCUGAAUUCUUAACACUGUUAUGUUUCAAUAUAAGUGGUGACUUUUUCUUUCCAUGUCUUUGAUCUGGUUUCGUUCCUGUAAUACAGCCACCCAAUUUGCGGGGGGGUGGGGGGGAAUAAUACGUGGUUUUUGUACAAACGUGUUUCUCAGUGUGUUGUUAUUUUGGAAAAAUGAAGGGAGGGAGUUUUGGGAGAUUGGAGGAAAUUGAUCAAGAAGACCUAAUCUCCCUCUUUUUUAGUGAAUAAAUAGAACAUUUCUGGAUUCUA
Messenger RNA from Ailuropoda melanoleuca (giant panda), 5976 nucleotides. RefSeq names its product SWI/SNF related BAF chromatin remodeling complex subunit C1 (gene SMARCC1). The record is from RefSeq and is a predicted model, not a curated record. Bases 1 to 3666 code for a protein of 1221 amino acids. Lineage: Eukaryota; Metazoa; Chordata; Mammalia; Carnivora; Ursidae. Gene Ontology annotation, molecular function: protein binding. The transcript has 29 exons. Gene Ontology annotation, biological process: cell projection morphogenesis. Gene Ontology annotation, cellular component: synapse.